Leucoraja erinaceus (little skate) is the source of this 2035-nucleotide messenger RNA. It is a transcript of the gene gna12a, whose product is annotated as guanine nucleotide binding protein (G protein) alpha 12a. Lineage: Eukaryota; Metazoa; Chordata; Chondrichthyes; Rajiformes; Rajidae. Gene Ontology annotation, biological process: Rho protein signal transduction; adenylate cyclase-modulating G protein-coupled receptor signaling pathway. The record is from RefSeq and is a predicted model, not a curated record. Gene Ontology annotation, molecular function: D5 dopamine receptor binding; guanyl nucleotide binding; GTPase activity. The coding region runs from base 231 to 1340 and encodes 369 amino acids. The transcript has 4 exons. Gene Ontology annotation, cellular component: brush border membrane; heterotrimeric G-protein complex.
GCCCACUUCCAGUGAAGUUUUCGUCCGUCAGUUGGCGAAUGAAUGGGGAGGAGGCGGCGGGGUUUUCCCUUGAGGCGAACACGACAGUUUUAAAGUUUAAUUUUGUUUCCCCCUCUCCCUCUCCCCCCCUGACUGGAUCCGGAUCCGGGUUUGUAAUCUGUCCCCGAGCGGGGUUUUCGGUUGCGGGUCCGUUCGCCAUUGUUUGGAGCCGCGGCUGAGGGAAGGGGGAGAUGGCGGAGCUGGUGCAGCGUCUCGGCGCCUGUUUCCCCGCCUGCCGCUCCAGCCAGAGUGAGCGGGCUCAGCGCCGCCGCAGCCGACAGAUCGACGCGUCGCUGGCCCGCGAACGGCGCUACGUGAGGCGCCUGGUCAAGAUCCUGCUGCUCGGCGCCGGCGAGAGCGGCAAGAGCACCUUCCUCAAGCAGAUGAGGAUCAUCCACGGCAAGGACUUCGACAGCAAGGCGCUGGAGGAGUUCAGGGACACUAUCUUCGAAAAUGUCAUUAAGGGUAUGAAGGUUUUGGUGGAUGCAAGAAACAAGCUGGGCAUUCCUUGGGAAAACACUGAAAAUGAGAAACAUGGAAUGUUUGUAAUGGCAUUUGAAAACAAAUGUGGAAUGCCAGUCGAACCAGCCACAUUUCAAUUGUAUGUGCCAGCACUGAGAGCCCUCUGGCAAGAUUCAGGAAUCCAGGAGGCAUACAACCGAAGACGAGAGUUUCAGCUGGGUGAAUCAGUGAAGUAUUUCUUGGAUAACCUUGACCAAAUUGGACAACUGAGUUACCUUCCCAGCAGGCAUGAUGUCCUUCUUGCAAGAAAAGCCACCAAAGGAAUUGUGGAGCACGAUUUUGUCAUAAAAGGCAUUCCCUUCAAAAUGGUGGAUGUAGGUGGUCAACGAUCUCAACGGCAGAAAUGGUUUCAGUGCUUUGAUGGAAUUACUUCCAUUUUGUUUAUGGUCUCCUCCAGUGAAUAUGACCAGGUUCUUAUGGAAGACAGGCGGACAAACCGUCUGGUUGAAUCAAUGAACAUUUUCGAGACAAUUGUAAACAACAAAUUAUUUUCUUCUGUCUCCGUUAUUUUGUUUCUCAACAAAAUGGACUUGCUUGUCGGGAAGGUGAAAACGGUCAGUAUUAAGAAAUAUUUCCCAGACUUUGGAUGGGAACCUCACAAACUGGAGGAUGUACAAAAAUACCUGGUGCUGUGCUUUAAUAACAAACGACGAGAUCGCAGCAAGCCACUGUUUCACCACUUCACAACAGCCAUCGACACCGAAAACAUUCGGUUUGUGUUUCAUGCCGUGAAGGACACUAUCUUGCAGGAGAAUUUGAAAGAUGUAAUGCUGCAGUGAAGAGAGAAGUGAAGAGAUCGCUGGAUUUUGCAUUGGUCCUUGGUAUUCCCUGUGCCACUUGCACUUUGAAUUCAGACUGGCCGGAGGGAUAUAGAAAUUGCAGUGACUUUGAGUGAAAGCUUGAUGCUUGACUGCAUCAUGGAAGUGCUUACAAGUGUCCUUUUUCAGUUCUGUAAAAGUUCUCAGAAGCAUAGUGAGCAAUAGUUCUAGACAUUCGUUGCACUUGGGUCUCUUUUCUGAUGUUUUGUGUUAAAUGGGAAGGGUGGGCAAUGAACAAUCAAGUUUCAUGCACCAAACUGGCAAUUACCAUGAUUGAUCUGCAUGGACAAAGGUUUUGGAAUAUUAUCUGUCUAUCCAAGCUACUCAGUAGAUUCCAUCCCAUUCUGGAAUUUGGUUCUUUACUGCUGCUUAAUGUAGACUUGAUCUGGGAUGUGCAGUCCCUUUUUGGCAGUGGAUGGCGGUUUUUUGUUUUUUUUAAAGAGAGCUGUGGAUUGUAAUUAAAAUGGGUUAAAAUUACAGCAAUGCUACUUUUUGGAUGAAUAUAAUAGUCCCAGUUUAACAGUUGAUUUAAUUGUGUUUCUAACACUUUCAUGGCCAGGUACAACUGCUGUUUAGUACUGCAUGGAAUUCUGUUCCAUUGUGAAUUUGUCUUUGUUAUUGACAACUAUUAUUUUCAUAAAGUUCCUUUGGAGAUA